UCAGCAGAGGCAUGAAUGAGCAGAGCGAGAAGUUUCCCACCAGCUCCCAUUGAGCUUUUCCGUCCCGUGGCAGCUGGGCUUGGUUGGGUUGGCUCGCGUGAGUCAACUCUCCGGGAAGGGGGAACGCGGGAGGCAGCGGCGGCGGUGGGACCAGCCUACUACGACAUGGGCAGCCUGCCGGGGCUCAGCGGGACCCUCCUGGUGCUCCUGCUCCAGACGCUCCGGACCUCCCAGAGCCACGAAGUCGUCCUGCUGGAUUUUGCCAAGGCUCAGGGGGAUCUCGGAUGGCUCAAUCAUCCCUAUGGAAAAGGGUGGGAUCUUCUUCAGAACGUCAUGAACGAAUCCCUCAUCUACAUUUACUCAGUCUGCAACGUGCAGGAAGGCGAUCAGGAUAACUGGCUGAGGACCAACUGGAUCUACCGAGGGGAAGCCCAGCGUAUCUUCAUUGAAAUCCAAUUCACCGUCCGGGAUUGCAACACCUUUUCCCCUGGGACAGGCACCUGCAAGGAGACUUUCAACCUCUUCUACGCGGAGUCGGACGUCGACUACGGCAUCAAUUUCCAGAAGCGCCAGUUCCAAAAGAUUGCCACGAUCGCCCCCGACGAGAUCACCUUGUUGGAAGACUUCACCACCCGCAACGUGAAGAUCAACGUGGAGGUGCGAUCGGUCGGGCCCCUCACCCGGAAGGGCUUCUACGUGGCCUUCCAGGACAUCGGAGCCUGCGUGGCACUGCUCUCCGUCCGAAUCUACUACAAGAAGUGUCCCGGCGUCUUCCGCAAUAUGGCCAGCUUCCCGGAAACCAUUGCCGGGGCCGAUUCGCAAGUCCUGGCCAAGGUACCUGGCACUUGUGUUGCAGAGGCCGUGGCCACCGAGGAACCCUUCAUGCACUGCAACUCAGACGGAGAGUGGCUGGUGCCUAUUGGCGAGUGCCUUUGCCGAGAAGGGUACGAAAAAGACGGGGACAGCUGCAGAGCUUGCUCGCCUGGAUUCUUUAAACAAGAUGUCUCCAACAGCGCUUGCUCGAAGUGUCCCGCGCACACGCUGCCUUCUUCGGAAGGCUCCACUUUGUGUCCAUGUGAGGAAGGCUACUUCCGGGCUCCAAGUGAUCCGGUUUCCAUGUCGUGCACAAAGCCCCCUACUGCUCCUCAGGGGGUGACAGCAAUCGGUCUGGGUGCUAAAGUCCAGCUGCGCUGGUCACCGCCUAAGAACACGGGUGGACGCCAAGAUGUCACCUACCGAGUGUCGUGCGAACAGUGCUGGCCAGACUCGGGGGACUGCCGGUCUUGUGACGCCACUCUCCGAUAUUCAGAAAAUCCGCACAAACUCACCGGCACGUCUUUGACGAUUAGUGAUCUGGAGCCUCACGUGAAUUACACUUUCACCGUAGAAGCUCAUAAUGGAGUAUCCUCCUUCAGUACCCAACGCAGCUACGGAGUCACUAGCAUCAGCGUCAAUCAGACAGAACCACCAAGAGUAACUUCAGUGACUAUGGACAGUCGCACCACUACUAGCUUAACGUUAUCUUGGACCGUCCCUCCUCGCCAACAGAGUCACGUUUGGAAAUACCAAGUUACUUACAAGAAGAAGAAGGAUGAAAACAGUUACUCCGUCCUGCGCUCUGAAGGAAACUCAGUCACCCUCCAUAAGCUGACUCCUAAGACCAAGUAUCUGGUGAGCGUCCAGGCGCUGACUCAGGAGGGCCACGGCACUCACAGCAUGGAGCACGAGUUUGAGACGCUCCCUGAAAAUCCAGAGGGUGUGAAUACUGCUGCGGUCCUCGGAGGAUCCAUUGCUGGCUCCAUCUUCAUGCUUGCUCUCAUCGUGAUGAUUUUUCUCUUCAUGCGACAGAGGAAAAAGAAUUUGCGGACCAGACAGACUUCGGAAGAUGUUUACUUUUCCAAAUCUGAUCAGCUCAAACCCCUGAAGACGUAUGUGGAUCCCCACACCUACGAAGACCCCAAUCAGGCGGUCCUGAAGUUCACCACCGAGAUCCACCCUUCCAGCAUUUCCCGACAUAAAGUGAUCGGAGCAGGAGAAUUUGGUGAGGUUUACAAAGGAAUUCUGAAAAGCGGGAAGAAGGAGAGCCCCGUGGCCAUAAAGACGCUGAAAUCCGGUUACACCGAAAAACAACGCAUUGACUUUUUGAGUGAGGCGAGCAUCAUGGGGCAAUUCUGCCACCACAACAUCAUUCAUUUGGAAGGAGUUGUCUCCAAAUAUAAACCUUUCAUGAUCAUCACCGAAUACAUGGAGAACGGUGCCCUGGAUAAAUUCCUGCGGGAAAAAGACGGGGAGUUUUGUGUCAUCCAGUUGGUAGGCAUGUUGAGAGGAAUCGCUUCCGGAAUGAAAUAUUUGGCCAGCAUGAACUACGUCCAUCGGGAUCUGGCCGCUCGCAAUAUCCUCGUGGACAGCCAGCUGGUCUGCAAAGUCUCCGAUUUUGGUCUAUCCCGUGUUCUGGAGGAUGAUCCCGAUGCUACUUAUACCACCAGCGGCGGGAAAAUCCCCAUCCGAUGGACGGCACCUGAGGCCAUCUCUCAUCGCAAAUUCACUUCUGCCAGUGACGUCUGGAGCUACGGAAUCGUCAUGUGGGAAGUGAUGUCCUAUGGUGAUCGGCCAUACUGGGAGCUCUCCAAUCAUGAGGUAAUGAAAGCAAUUAACGAGGGCUUUCGACUCCCUGCCCCCCUGGAGUGUCCUUCUGCCAUCUACCAGCUGAUGAUGCGAUGCUGGCAACAAGAGAGAAGCCAGCGACCUAAAUUCACGGAUAUUGUUAGCAUCCUGGACAAGCUGAUCCGCGCUCCUGAGUCACUCAAGACUUUGGCAGAGUUUGACCCUCGGAUUUCCAUCCGUUUACCCAGCACCAGCGGCUCAGAGGGGGUUCCUUUCCGAACUGUGGCAGAGUGGCUGGAGUCCAUCAAAAUGCACCAGUACACAGAGCACUUCCUAGAGGCUGGGUAUAACGUCAUUGAGAAGGUGGUGCAGAUGACCAACGAGGACAUCAAGAGAAUUGGCGUGCGUCUACCAGGACACCAGAAGCGAAUUGCCUACAGCCUUCUAGGACUGAAAGAACAAGUGUCCACCAUUGGCAUUCCAAUUUGAGCCGGAGAAAUGGUAUCCGGUAUGGGUAGCUCAGUUGCCCCUCGGCGGCUACCCGUUCUUUGCUUGCUCAGCCUAGAACCAUUCGCAAAACAAGACUUCCUGGUAUAUACUUGAAGUGGAGCAUCGACGUUGACCUCUCCUCGUCAAAGAUGCCGGCAGUUUAAGUGCCCCCCCUCGCUUCACAGCCUCGUAUUUAUUGCCUGUUUUUCUGAUGAAUCGGUUGAAAUCGCCAGUGUGCCAUUUCAUGAAGUGUCCAGGAUGGUGCCUUACUUCCUCAAACCUGCCAAGCCUGACGAGUCUUGCCUGGAAAGACCCUCGGGCUACUGAAUGUUUAUAAACCCCUCCCGCUCCCACACACCCCUUCUUCCAUCUCCUUUCUCCAUUAUGCCUCCGAAAUCCUUGACGACUGCAAUUUGAGAUCGUCGGCGUGCCACACUCCUUUCCUGAGUUUGUUUGUUUUUCUAAAACAAAAGCCUGCUCCUCCUUUUCACAUUCAAAUAUCCUAGGGCAGUGAUGGCUAACCUUUUUGCCAUUACGUGCCAAAAGCGGGGGAGUGCACGCGUGCCCACACGCAUAAUUCUAUGUGCCACACCCCCAUAUGCAUGCGCGCGUGCCCCCCCCCCCCCCCCGCUUUUGGCACACAAUGACACGGUGGGCCCGGUAGGCCCGUUUUUCACCCUCCCCAGGCCCCAGAGGCUUUCUAGGAGCCUGGGGAGGGCGAAAACGGCCUCCCCCCCCCCAGAGGCCCUCCGGAGGCCAGAAACAGCCCGUUUGCCUUUGCCGACUUCAUUUCCGGCCUCUGGGGGGGUAGGGAAGGCUGUUUUUGCCCUCCCCAGGCUCCUAGAAAGGCUCUGGAGCCUGGGGAGAGCGAAAAACGGGCCUUCCUCACCCACCCCCGGAGGCCCUCUAGAGGCCGGAAACAGCCUGUUUCCCGACUUCUGGUGGGCCCAGAAGGCCCGAAAAUCAGGCACCAGAGCUAAGCUCAGGUGCCCACCGAUGUGGUUCCGCAUGCCACAGAUUCGCCAUCACGGCACUAGGGUCUUUUUCUUUGACAUUAAAAGUGGAGGAGUCUAUAAUUAUAGCUUAUAUAAGAAGCUAGGCUUUAGUUUUAAUUCGAUUAGCACCAGGCACAUUUAGAAGGACUGUUGCAUGUUCUGUUCUUAAUUUAUGCUGCUCUUUGGGCAUCGAAGAGUUUUUCUUCAAUAUUUUUUACUCUCUUAUUCUUGAAUGAACCUAAUCUGGCACUUCCAAGAGGCUUUACACAGACUCUGCUCAAGCCUCACCUUAACGGUGGUUUGCCAAGAGUAAUCCAGAGACCAACUCUUCCGCAAGUCAGCUUAUUGUUAUUUAUUCACCCUUCCUUCCAAACUGCUUCGUAAAUGCACUCUUGACUUCUGGACAGUUAUUCUUCCUUCAUAACAAUAUUUCAUUAUUAAUGUUAAUUUAUUUUUAUAUUUAUUACUUUUUUUAAAAAAAAAGAAAAAAGAACUGUUUCAAUAUUAAACAUGCCUAUUUUUUUUAAAAAAAGAAUUUUACUUUUGUUUGGGCAUAAAAUAAUUCUCUAGCUUAAAUAAAAUGUUUUUAUUCUUU
This is a messenger RNA of Pantherophis guttatus, 4683 nucleotides long. RefSeq names its product EPH receptor A2 (gene EPHA2). Lineage: Eukaryota; Metazoa; Chordata; Lepidosauria; Squamata; Colubridae. Gene Ontology annotation, biological process: ephrin receptor signaling pathway; axon guidance; protein phosphorylation. The record is from RefSeq and is a predicted model, not a curated record. Gene Ontology annotation, molecular function: protein binding; transmembrane-ephrin receptor activity; ATP binding. Gene Ontology annotation, cellular component: dendrite; plasma membrane.